Mycena indigotica is the source of this 1047-nucleotide messenger RNA. RefSeq lists its product as uncharacterized. The coding region runs from base 1 to 1047 and encodes 348 amino acids. The record is from RefSeq and is a predicted model, not a curated record. The transcript is spliced from 8 exons. Lineage: Eukaryota; Fungi; Basidiomycota; Agaricomycetes; Agaricales; Mycenaceae.
AUGUCUGGACCUCUCCCUGUCGUUACUUACCUCCUCGGCGCGUGGGACUUAUCUAUCUGCGGGGAUCUUCUACUACAAGGCGUCAUCUUCGCCCAAACAGCGCACUAUUUUGCGCUCUACGAUUCCGACUUGGCUCCCCUUCGGUUGUUUGUUCUUGGUCUCUUGCUACUCACUACGCUCAAGUCGAUGCAAAUGAUUGCCGUGCUGUGGGUUCAGAACGUCGUCCACUUUACUGACAUUCGUGCGGCGGGCAUGAUGUACACAACCAACUGGCUCCAGCAAAUCAACCUAGGAUUCGGUGCCUUUAUCGCAUUUUAUAUUCAACUCUUCAUGUGUCAGCGUCUUUGGGCCCUCUGCAAAAAUGUCUACAUUCUGCUUGUGUUGCUGGCCAUGUUCACGUUUUCCUUGGUCGCAGCAUUCGUUGCGGUUGGCUUGACAUUCAACGACCAGCCUAUCGUGAGAUCUACAUGGAUUUCACUCCACUUUGGGAUCGUCUUUGGUGGAGAUCUCUUGCUUUGCGGUUCAAUGGCCUACUAUCUUUUGAAACACUCGAAACAAGUCCUGCCACAAACUGCAGGAAUGCUCAAUGCGGUUCUCAGAAUUACAGUCCAGAGUGCAAUGCCUGGCGCGGUCUGUGCCAUGAUAACCCUCAUCAAUUCCCAGAUCGGUGAACAGUCCAAUGCACUUAAGCCGUCGACGAUGGUGACGAUAAUUUCAUCCAACUUCCUACCCAAACUCUAUGCGCUUAGCGCGAUGUGGACUUUGAACUCGCGGCGUGCCAUAUUGCUUGCCCGCUCGACAGGCCAGAAUACGAGCAGUAACGAGGGCCAGAGUGGGGGGAGGAAGACGGGUGUUCCUGCUAGUGGUGGGCAUGGGCUUGGGGUUGAGCUCGGAGAUUUCGGGAAGGUCAAGCAAAUUCAAGUUCGCACCCAGGUGCAAACAACCCACCACAUAGACCCCGAGGAAGCAAUAUCUGUGCGUGAACACGGCCUCAAGUCAACUGAAGAGGAUACAGAGGUCGGCUCUACGAAGAGCAGUUUACGUUGA